GGCAGCUGUGCAUAACCAUCGCAUCACUUCCUAGCACUCCUCAAAGUUCGAGAAAGGUACCGCUCUUGAGGGGUGCUUGCAUUUCACUCAGCCGACAUGGCGCCCCACAAGGACACCAUGUUCCGCUCUGCGGACAUGUCCUUGACCCAGCUCUACAUCGCCAACGAGAUAGGGCGCGAGGUGGUCUCCGCUCUGGGCGAGCUUGGGGUCAUGGAUUUCAGAGAUCUGAACGCCGAGACCAGUGCCUUUCAACGCACAUUCACGCAAGAGAUACGGAGACUGGACAAUGUGGAAAGACAGCUCAGAUACUUUCAUUCGCAAAUGGAGAAGGCGGGGAUACCAAUCCGAUCCAUCUACGAUUUCAAUAACCCGUUUACAUCGCCCUCUGCCUCGGAGAUUGACGAACUCGCGGACAAGUGCCAGAGCCUUGAGAACCGGAUCUCGUCGUUGAAUGAGAGUUACGAGACAUUGAAGCGGCGAGAAGUAGAGCUUACGGAGUGGCGCUGGGUGCUGCGAGAGGCCGGCGGGUUCUUCGAUAGGGCCCGGGGGCAGACCGAGGAAAUUCGCCAUUCCUUGGAUAACGACGAUGCUCCGCUGCUGCAGGAUAUCGAGCACCAUGGCCAGGGAGAGGGCGCGGCCGAUCGAUCAUUUUCCGUCAUGAACAUUGGAUUUGUCGCUGGUGUCAUUCCACGAGAACGGAUUGCUGCAUUCGAACGUAUCCUUUGGCGCACGCUGCGUGGCAAUCUGUACAUGAACCAAUCCGAGAUCCCUGAACCAAUCAUCAACCCCGAGAACAAUGAGCAAAUUAGCAAGAAUGUUUUUAUCAUCUUCGCCCACGGCAAGGAAAUCAUUGCGAAAAUCCGGAAGAUUUCAGAGUCGCUCGGCGCCGAUCUGUACAGCGUGGAUGAGAACAGCGAGCUUCGGCGGGACCAGAUCCGUGAAGUCAACACACGUCUGAGUGAUUUGGCCAGCGUCCUCAGGAACACCAAAUCAACACUGGAUGCUGAGCUUACUGCGAUCGGCCGGAACCUGGCGCCUUGGAUGGUCAUAAUCAAGAAGGAGAAGGCCACCUACCAGACUUUGAACAGGUUUUCCUACGACCAUCAGCGGAAGACCCUGAUCGCCGAAGCAUGGGCACCGACGAACUCAUUGGGUUUGAUCAAGUCGACGUUAUCAGACGUGAACGACCGAGCGGGCCUGUCUGUCCCCACCAUUGUCAACCAGAUCAAGACGACGAAGACGCCGCCGACAUAUUUCAAGACCAACCGCUUCACACUUGGAUUCCAGACCAUCAUCGAUGCGUACGGAACCAUCAAAUACCGCGAAGUCAACCCCGCACUACCCGCCAUCGUAACCUUCCCCUUCAUGUUCGCGGUCAUGUUUGGUGACGCCGGUCACGGUACCAUUUUGUUGCUCGCCGCAGUUGCCAUGAUCUACUACGAGCGGAAGCUGGAGCGGAAGAAACUGGACGAGCUCUUUGGGAUGAUCUUUUACGGGAGGUACAUUGUUCUGAUGAUGGGUAUCUUCUCCAUCUACACCGGGCUCAUCUACUGCGACGCAUUCUCACUCGAACUACCAUUCUUCAAGUCGAUGUGGAAAUGGGAUAACGAUGGCAAGGGUCCAACGGCUUCGCGCGUCGAUGGAUAUACGUAUCCCUUUGGUCUGGAUUGGCGAUGGCACGGAACCGACAACGAUUUACUCUUCUCCAACAGCUACAAGAUGAAGUUGAGUAUCCUGCUUGGUUGGGCACACAUGACCUUCUCCCUCAUCUGGUCUCUGGUCAAUGCUCGCUACUUCAAGACGCCGAUUGAUAUCUGGGGCAACUUUGUUCCGGGGAUGAUUUUCUUCCAGUCCAUCUUUGGAUAUCUGGCCUUUUCGAUUGUCUACAAAUGGGUAGUGGACUGGCAGGCUGCGGGACAGAGCCCACCUAGCUUGCUGAACAUGUUGAUCUACAUGUUCCUUCAGCCAGGCACGCUGGAACCAGGGACUCAACCCUUAUACAGGGGGCAGGCCACGGUGCAGGUCAUCCUACUGCUCAUGGCGUUGGUGUGCGUGCCUAUCCUACUCUUCCUCAAGCCGUUCUACCUGCGCUACGAGCACAACAAGGCUCGAGCAUUGGGAUACCGGGGAAUUGGAGAGACGAGCAGAGUCAGCGCUCUUGACAAUGACGAGGACGAGGGACGAGCCUUGAACGGCGGACGCGAGAGCUUUGGGGAUGACGAUGACGGCAUCGCCAUGAUCACGCAAGACAUUGGCCAUGGAGAGGAUCAUGAGGAAUUCGAGUUUGGUGAGAUUAUGAUCCACCAAGUCAUCCACACCAUCGAAUUCUGUCUCAACUGUGUCUCCCAUACAGCAUCCUACCUCCGCCUCUGGGCCCUGUCGCUGGCGCAUCAACGCCUGUCGAUUGUGCUUUGGGACAUGACGAUGAGGAUCGCAUUUGGCUUCACGGGCCUCACUGGGGCCAUCAUCAUGACUGUCAUCUUCUACGGCUGGUUCGUGCUCACCGUCUUUGUGCUGUGCAUCAUGGAGGGUACCAGCGCCAUGUUACACUCUCUGCGGUUGCACUGGGUGGAAGCGAUGAGCAAGCAUUUCAUGGGCGACGGCGUGCCAUUUCAGCCGUUUAGUUUCAAGACGCUGCUUGAGGAGGAUCCUGUUGAAUAGCGGGCCUUCUUUUUGGCUUUUUAAAUGUUCCCUCGGUGUAAGACUAGGACGAUAGCAAACAACGGGAUAGCUGUAUCGUUCUAUAUGUAGAUAUGUAGCGAUGUACAACAUUGUUGUCGCAUUGGACGUGUUUCUGUAAGGUCACACUUAUCAUAUGCAACCAUGCAAG
Molecule: messenger RNA, 2830 nt
Organism: Westerdykella ornata
Lineage: Eukaryota; Fungi; Ascomycota; Dothideomycetes; Pleosporales; Sporormiaceae
Product: vacuolar ATP synthase-like protein 98 kDa subunit
Exons: 5
Coding region: 97-2661 (854 amino acids)
Biological process (GO): proton transmembrane transport; vacuolar acidification
Cellular component (GO): vacuolar proton-transporting V-type ATPase complex; fungal-type vacuole membrane; vacuolar proton-transporting V-type ATPase, V0 domain
Molecular function (GO): proton-transporting ATPase activity, rotational mechanism; ATPase binding
Source: RefSeq, a predicted model, not a curated record